CGAUGACCAUGCGACUGAUGGGAAAGUUGAAGGGCACGAGGACUGGUCAACUCGUAUUCGAGCGAGCGUGCCUUGAGUGGUGUGGUGGUAGGCUACACUUAAGCGGUAGUCGCCGAAGUACAGCAGGUGGUUAACUAAUAGACAGCGACGAAAUACAUUAUUAACGUUGGAAGACGAAUUAGGUUUUCUUAGUUCGUCGAGGACGAUUAUGUGUUCGAUUUGUUCGACUUGUUAAAAGAUUAUGGCGCGUCUCUGUUAGCAAGUAAGUGACUAGCGGGUUCGCUAGCUUGCUCUGGAAGCGGUGGCACAAGGUAAAACAUUUUAAUAUUUGAUUUAUUCGCUGACGAGUAACGUUAAACAUCGAACUCUAAUGGAGUUGAUGUGUUACGAAAAUGGAGAAUUUAGUUCGACCUCUGCCAACGCAUCAGAUCCCAACAACCCCUACAUACGAGCCUCCUGUGACCCUGUUCUGACGAGGGAUCACCGAAUUUGGAGAAAUCUUCUGAUAUUAGAAAAGCUCAGCCAGACAUCAGAUACUUUCUUCGGCUCUGUUCAAACGGACAUUCAACCUUAUAUGCGACGAAUAUUGGCGGUGUGGAUGUUGCAGGUUUGUGAGGAGCAGAAGUGUGAAGAGGAGGUAUUCCCUCUAGCAAUUAACUAUCUGGACCGCUAUCUGAUGCGCUAUCCCAUUGAAAGGGGGCACCUACAGCUUCUCGGGACCGUCUGUAUGUUUGUGGCCUCUAAACUGAGAGAGACUGUUCCACUCAGUGCAUCCAAGCUUUGCAUCUAUACGGACAAUGCUGUGUCAGUCCCUCACCUCCUGCACUGGGAGAUGAUUUUGGUGUCCAGACUGAACUGGAAUCUUGCCAUAGUUUUACCCUCCGAUUUCCUGGAGCCUAUUCUGGCAAGUUUACCCAUCAUUCCGCAUGACCUCCAUGCUGUACGCAAGCAUACUCACUCUUACAUUGCUCUCGCUGCAACAGAGUUAAAGUUUUCAGUCUUCUUGCCCUCUGUAAUUGCUUGUGCCUGUGUUGCAUCUGCUGCUCGGAGGCUGAAGCUCUUAAGUGCUGGCCUGUCUUGUGACACUCUUCUGCAGCUGCUGGCCAACACCUUAGACACAGAUCUGAAUGCACUCUGCAGCUGUUUUAAUCAGCUAGAAGUUGUUUUGGACCUUAGCUUGCCCACCACGGCUGAGGUGAAGUCUCGAGCCAACUCGCCUAACUCAGAGGUCAGCAACACGCCUACAGACAUACAGGAUGUCAAGCUGUCUCCACUGGGAUAGAUCAGAAAUGUCCACCAUGGAGAGUUUUGUCAUGACAUCUUUGGGUCUCUGAUGCACUUGACGUGACAUAUGUUUGUCAGCCAUAGUAAGUGAAGUUGCACACAGUGGAGGGACUAAUAAUACUAUGAAAAACAGUAAAAAAAGAAGAUAAAAAAACAGGAGCCUGUGAAUAAAAUUGAGAUAUUGAGGAGUUAAUUUCCUGUUCCAUUAAAUCAUUUUAAAUCAGUUUGUGAUUUUAGUUUAAUAUAGUUUUGCCAACAGGUUUUAUUAUUUUUUUAUGUGCACCAGUUCACUUCUUUGUAGCUUCACAUUAGACAGUUGUUCCUCAAUGGCUGCACAUUGCUGUGUGCACAUUAGAAAAAAUCUCUGGGAAGUAUCGUGUGAGCAUAUUCUCUGUAGCAGAUGGUCUUUACUGAGGCAAAUAUUUGUAUUGUGUUUCAACCUGUGCUCUUGGUAAACAUUUGACCUUUCAAAAGUACAUGAAUUAUUUCUAAAAUGCUGCUCUUCUAUGUUUGGUCUGUCAUUA
This is a messenger RNA of Sardina pilchardus (European sardine), 1808 nucleotides long. It is a transcript of the gene ccnd3, whose product is annotated as cyclin D3. Gene Ontology annotation, molecular function: cyclin-dependent protein serine/threonine kinase regulator activity. Gene Ontology annotation, cellular component: cytoplasm; cyclin-dependent protein kinase holoenzyme complex; nucleus. Gene Ontology annotation, biological process: mitotic cell cycle phase transition; regulation of cyclin-dependent protein serine/threonine kinase activity. The transcript has 5 exons. The record is from RefSeq and is a predicted model, not a curated record. Lineage: Eukaryota; Metazoa; Chordata; Actinopteri; Clupeiformes; Clupeidae. The coding region runs from base 371 to 1282 and encodes 303 amino acids.